CGUUGCCCUCUCGCCCUCAUCUCCCAGCACGUCGCCUCUCGUCACCACUCCGGCUCGCAUCGCCAUGCCAGGCGUGCCAUCUUCUCUGGCGCUCGCGGGCGUGCGGACGUCCGAGGAGCUCGUGCGCGCCCUCAAGGCGGCCGCCGACCCGCCGGCCGGCCUCUCGAUUUCCAAGGUCGAGCUCGCCUCCCUCGCGUGGGUCGACACGGAGCUACACGUGCCAAAGAAGGCACACCUUCUGGCCGACUGGGCGCUCGAGGCGCUUUGCCGUGCUGUUCGCGACUCUUCGCAGGCGCAGGCGCAGGGCAAGGGCAAGGCAAAGGCGGGCAGCAAGCCGUCUGCAGUCCUGGCAGACGCUGCGGUGUGGCAGCUCCUCACCGACGCGAGCGCAGCCAUGAGCGCAGCAGAGCGUGCAGCGCUCGCGCAGAGACACUCUACGCUGGCGCUCGUCUCCGCCACGACGCGCAGCUCUGCGCUGCACCGCCUGGCGGUGCUGCGCCCGGCCAGCCUGGCGCUUAAGCGCCUCAUUCCAGCUGCCGCUGCGCGUGCACAGCACAACAUCGACCUCAUCGCAGAGCCUAUCACCGCCGUACUCGCUGCGCUGCCUUCGCUUCUGAGCGCAUAUGCAGAGAGCGGCGUCGAUGAGGACUGCCUUGCGCAGAACAUCUUCGUGCCGCUCGUGCGGUCGUGGAGCGCUGCGCUGGAGGUCGGCGCCAACAGCAAGAAGGCGUCCAAGUACUGUCUGAGCAAUGUGCUCGCAGUGGCACCUGGUGCGUGGCAGGCUUUGCUCGGCGCGGAAGAAGCGCGGCCGAGAGCUGUCACUCUUCUGCGAGCGUCGCUGCGUCACUUCCUUGCCGAGGCGCUCUUCACCACCGAGCGACUUGCUGCGCUCCUCGCGUCCGCUUCUGCGACGGACGACAUCUUUGCCGCUCUGCGCAGUGCCGCUGCGGACAGUGCAGACGCCGCCUCCGACAUUCCGGCUCUACUGCCCGAGCUCCUGUCGCUGCUGCAAGGCAAGCUUGCCCAGCAUCGUCUCGCUCUCAUGCCGGCAGCAGGCCCGAGUGCCGACAUCUCUCUUGCCGCAGCGACUGCGGAGCAGAUCGCACAGGAGCGCUCGGCCAUCUUGCAUGCGUUUGUCGAGCCAGCAGCCGAGCUGGUGGAGUCCUUCGCCGGCGCGCACCAGGCAUCUACGCGGGCGGCGCUGCUCGAGCAGAUCGAGCAGCUGAAGCUCUUCGUGCGCGCUUCCGACGAUGCUGCAGCCUGGAAGGCGCUGCUGCGUCGCGCCGGCGCCGCUGCGUCAGCGGACAUCGAGCGCAGUGCUGUGCCAGGGGCACAGCUCAAAUCUUCUGGCGCUGCUUUGCGCACGAUCACGAUCUUGCUGCGGCUCGAAGAUUCGCUCGCCAAGCCGCUGCUGCCGGCUGUGCUGCGUAGGGUCGCUUCUUCGUCGCGCCAAGACGCAGCAGCUCAAGAGCUGCUCAGUACUCUGGUUGACGGAGCGAGUGCAAGACGUGAAGUGCCGGAGCUUCUGGCACUGAUCUGUCAAGCCUUGCAGGCAGCUCCGGUGCAGCACGCCGACGAGGCACUGCCCGCAUUGCCGAUCUUGCGCGGCGCGCUCUUCUCAGACGACCUUCGGGCCCAGCUCGUCUCGGCGCUCAGCAUCUUCAUCGCGCCGAGCCAGGUCAUGCAGUGCCUGACAUCUCUUCGCGAGCACCUCAAGGACCUGGUCACUGCUCUCACCGCGUCUGAAGGCGCCUCUGGCACCGCUUCGCCCGCUGCGUCAAAGCGCCGGAAGACAGCCAGCGGCGCAGGCAAGGCAAGCUCACCGGCUGCCUCGCUGAGCUCAGCGAGUCUCCUCGUGGGCCUUCGCAUGGGCGCGCUCAUUGUCGACAAUCUGCUUCUCCCAGCGCCCAUGCGAGAGGAGAUCUUCGUUGAACUGCGCCAGCUCUUCGAUGCUGUCAUCGUGCCGAUGUUGGACCGGCCCAGACGCCAAAGCAACGUCGCAGAUGACGCAGUGCUCGCUGGAGCUUUGUAUCUCCGGCUUGCGAUGCUGUCGCGCGCUACAGAUGUCCUCGCUGCAGCAGAGCAAGCCUCCCACGACGCUGCCUGGCUAGAGGCUGCGCUGGACGAGCGCGCAGAUUACUUCGUCGAGAUGCUUCAGCAACAGCCUGCGCCUGAGCUCCUGCUUGCUCUCGCUGCUACGCUCCUGCGACGGGCACAGGCAGACUCUGAGCGCCGAGUCGUCGAGACGCACUACACGAAGAUGAUCGGCGACGCGCAGCAGCCCCUGGUCAAGUCUCUGCUCAGCGCAUGCGAGGCACGUAGCGCGCCCGACGAGCAAGCCUGGCGUGGAGAGGCCCACGGGCUGAGCAAAGGGCAAGAGGGCCCUGCGGUCUGGAGCUCGCUGGCCUGGGACUGGCUGCCAACAUUUGAACGAAUUGCUGGCUCCGACGUGCUCGAGCUGUUCUGCUCCAGCGUCAUCAUUCCAACCCUGCACUCGAGCAGUCCGGCGUCCGGGCUUGCUUCGAUCAGCGCCCUACUGGCUCGCAGCGCCUCGUUCCUCGAGUCGCCGCGGUGGCGCGCUGCGCUCAUGAAGGAAGGCGAACGUCUGGCCCAAAGCGAGCUCACUGAGAGCGCAGGUGUCGCGCUGGCCACGCAGCUUGCGCUCGCUCGCUUCCCGGUCGACUAUCUUCCGGCUGCGCAGCAGCAGACCUUCGCAGGGCACGCCGCGAGGACUGACGCGCAGAUCGCCCGGGCGCCACGAGACAUGCCGGCUGGCGGAGAACCCGGCGCAGCCAAUGCGGUCACGCAGUCGCUCUGGGCCGAGCUGCGGACCUUCCAGGCGCGUCUGGUGGAGGCGACCUCGGCAAGAGCGACCAGCGACGUGCUGUCUGACGAUCUAGCAACUCUCCUUCUCGACCUUGUCGAUCCAGCGAAGCUUCCGGCGGAAAUUUCCGACGCUCUCCACAGUGCGACGCUCCGGCUCUUCGAUGCCCGUGUGCGCGCUCUCGUGCAGCGCGCGCUGACCGCGCCGAUCAGCGCUACGGGUGCUGGACCGUGGAGCAGCUUGCUGCACGUCGACGGUCAGCUCGCCGCAGGCUUGAGUUCGACCGACUCGGCCCGCUCUGUGCAGUCGGCUGCUCGCGUGCACCUGCUCGAGCUUCUUCUCGAAGCCGCUGGCAGCGGCACGACUGGCGCAGGCAAGAGCAAGCAGAUUCCUGCGCACGUGCUGGUGCCCUUUGCCACCUCAUCGCCAUGCUCCGCAUCUGCGACUGCAGAGAAGCUCGCACGCACGGAGUCCGGGCUGAAGAGCGGAGGCACCGCCGGUCUGCUCGAUGCCGCACACGAGCUGCGCACUCUCGCAGCACGUCUGCGGCUCAGCCAGCUGGCAACUCCAGAGACGCUGGAGGCGACGCAGGCCGUCGCUGUCGACGUCGUCCGAUUCUUGGCGCGCUCGACGGUGCUGUUGCCUGUCACUGCAGUCCUCGCACAGAGCAAUGAGCGACAGUCUGCGUCUCAAGCAGCUGCGGAGCUGCUGCGACUCUUCGCUGUCUGCCUGCGACUCUUCAAGGAGACUGGCGAGCACGUGCAGCUCGGCAACGGAGACUCGCUCGACGCAACAAUGGCCUCGCCCAGCCAGAUGCCCGAGGAUCUGAGUGCCAGGGUGGCGCUGACGUUCAGCGCCCUGCUGACGGCGCUUGACGACCAAGCCACUGCGGACAUCCUCAUGACUCAGUUUGCGGACUGUUCGGUAGCCACCACGCCGGCGUCCUACGACGCUGCGCUCGAAGCCGUGACAGGCACUCUGGCCGGAUCUGCAGCGAUGAACAAGGACGAGGCGGCCGCAUUGCUCGACACUGUCGGCGUCAUGCUGCGCCACGGCCCCGAAGGUGCGCUGCACGAUGGCCCUCCGGCCUUUGACCAUGCUGACAACGAAGCUCAGGCACACUCGCGAUCGCUCAGCGACACUGGUCGCGCCUCGUUGGCGAGCUGCAUCCUCUCAUCGCAGAGCAGUCGUCUGUCAUUCUCACGGCGCUGCGCACCAUCGAGCAGGUGUGCUCAGGCAAGGCCAUGCUCCUGCGGUCGCCCGAUGUUGGCCAGCUCUUUGCCCUGCUCGGCGCCUUGCUCGGCGCGCGCGAGCAGCCUGAGAGCUCAAGUAUCGCCUCGGAAGGUCCGCAGAUCUUCAGCGCGCUCGUGGCCAUCCUCGAGUCGGUCGUGCGCCUGCGCGCAGACCUCGUCUCGCCGCUUCUGCCGCACCUAACUGCGCUGCUGUCGCAGCUCGUGGGCCCCUUCCCGACGCUGCGAGCACAGAUCGGUGCAGGCCACGCAGCUGCCGUCACCUCGCGAAUGCCCGCGUGGCUAGACAUCGCACGGGCUCCUCUCGGUCCGCAGGAGGCGCGCGCCCUAGCACGUCUCCUGACCUCGCUCAACACCAAGUCCGUGGCGCUGCCGCAGUCGCUGCAGCGCAAGUCCAAGGCGGCCGCCAGCGGUUCCGGAGAGCGCUCCGCCAAGGUGACGAGCCUGUCGAAGG
Molecule: messenger RNA, 4528 nt
Organism: Tilletiopsis washingtonensis
Lineage: Eukaryota; Fungi; Basidiomycota; Exobasidiomycetes; Entylomatales
Exons: 5
Coding region: 65-4258 (1397 amino acids)
Source: RefSeq, a predicted model, not a curated record